Molecule: messenger RNA, 1703 nt
Organism: Armigeres subalbatus
Lineage: Eukaryota; Metazoa; Arthropoda; Insecta; Diptera; Culicidae
Exons: 2
Coding region: 5-1435 (476 amino acids)
Biological process (GO): axoneme assembly; cilium movement involved in cell motility; cilium assembly
Cellular component (GO): axoneme; radial spoke
Source: RefSeq, a predicted model, not a curated record
CACCAUGACAACUUCAUUUAAACUUAACUUCAAAAUAUCUUAUCCAAAAUCCAAAAUGGACAGCAGCAUCUUAUCAUCGAUGACUGGAGAGCCUUUUUUAGAGCGUGAUAUUCUUGUAGCAAACAAUCAACAGAACGAGCAGCGGCUCAGCAUAGACAAUGCACUUGUGAAUGCCCGAAAUCUCCUGAAGUCCCAAAUCGGCGACAAUGGCGACAAUCUAUUCACCCUAAUGAUGCGCCUUAUUUCACGCAUCCUUGCUGAGAGACCGGACAACGCAGUGGACCUUUUCGAAGAGUACUGCCGAUUGGUCAAACAGGGCCAUUUCGUGCAGCCCGACCUCAAACUUCAAGACGUAAAGGGCAUCGAACAUGAGCGGAAGGUGCAGUUUGCUAGAAUUGUGCAGCGUAAGAUUCAAUCCGUGGGACAUCUUCACUCGGCUCCCAUUUGGUCGCAGAUCGGGUUUACUCUGCCGCCAUCGAUGGAUUAUUUCGUCGACCGACAGAUGGAACUGAUUAAGCAAGCCGACGGUGUCAAAACCGUUCUGUUCUGGGGAGUUAUCCACACUUUGAGUGGAAGCUACUACGUCAUCGAAGCCGAGCGCGACAACUUCGAAGCCGUACAACUGGAACUUCAGCUCAGCAGGGAGAAGACAGAAAUUGCGCGGGACGUCAUCGAGGGUCUUCUCCGGGCCACCGUAUCCGAUGACACAAUCAUAUCGGACUGGUGCGGAGCCGACUCGAUGGUAAUGGACAUGAUUGAUCAGAUUCUGGAGUUUGCCAUUCCACCGGACACGGAUGAGCAGCUAGCGGCAGCAGUGUCGGGUCCCUUGUUGGAGCAAAUUAUUGACGAUGCUAUUGAUGAGGCACAGGAGCCGGAGGUAGAGCUCAGCGUGAUGGGCAGUUUGGAUGUGGUAUCGUGCAGUGCCACCUUAGCCACAUCGGAUUUGAGCUUGAAUGAGCUCAAGUUUGCUUCCGCGAAGGCGCUGCUUGAAGUGAAGAUGAACGUGUUUCGUUACCACGUGUGCCGUGAUCCGAUUGGAGGGGACUGGACUGAGCUGCCGAACGGGGUGACGUUGGAAAAAGUCAUUGACUCCCGUCGCGUCAAACGGUACUUCAAAGGGAUGCUGGAUGCAACUUUGGUGGGUGGUGUUAUGGAGCGUGACCACCUUCGAGCAACCCUGGCUCGGAUUUCUAUGGAUCGAUUUGAUUGCCUUCGUUCGUCGGAUGCUGCCGACCGGAGGCAGCGGCUGAUUUCCGACCGGGACGUGGCCGUUUAUUAUAAGGCAACCGGCUUUGCGAACGGAUGGCGUGAAAUAAAUGGCGAACAAAUUCCGAAAAGCGCCGGUUGGCGCAAAUCCGACACCUGGCCCGGCUCGUACGCUUACGGGAAGGAGCAUUUUAUUUACUCUGGAUGGGGUGUGGAAGGCGGUUGGUGAGAAGGACAAUGGCGAAUGAAUUUUUAAUAAAGAUGCUGACUCCUAAUUGCGAGGACAAAAUUAAUCCCUAGAAAUGAAGGAGGGAAUUGCUUUUUUGUGUAAUCGGUUUAAUGCUUUUCGGUUGUUUGAGAAUAAGUCUAACAAUGAUGGAGUCAACAUCAAUUGGUGCUCGAUUCUUUGUAAUGUUAAAUUUGGAGGAUAUGCUGAGCACUUUUGAAGAAAAUUAAAAAUUGAACACGUGUUUCUUAUUGCAAAACAUUAUACACAA